CAUCACAUUCACACAUCACCAAAGAAAAAAAGAAAAGAAAAGGAAAAAGGCAUCACAGUAAAGAGGAAGAAGAAGAGAAUCCAUCACAUUUCCACCACCAUAGCAAAAAAGCUCGCAACUACAACAACAAUGGCGAUGGCUUUCAAGAUGGCGACGACGGGGAUGUGGGUGGCGGAGGAGAGCAAGAGGUCGUUCAUGGAGAUGAAGUGGAAGAAGGUUCACAGGUACAUAGUCUUUAAGAUCGACGAGAUCUCGCGCCUCGUCACCGUCGAUAAGGUCGGAGGCGCCGGCGAGAGUUACGACGAUCUCACUGCCUCCUUGCCGGAAGACGACUGCCGCUUCGCCGUCUUCGAUUUCGACUUCGUCACCGCCGACAACUGCCGCAAGAGCAAGAUCUUCUUCAUCGCCUGGGCGCCGGCGGCGUCGAGGAUAAGGGCGAAGAUGCUGUACGCGACGUCGAAGGAGGCGGUGAGGAGGGUGUUGGAAGGAAUCCAUUACGAGGUCCAAGCCACCGACCCCACCGAGAUGGGAUUCGACCUUAUCCAAGACCGUGCCAAAUAAUAAUUUAAUGUCUAUAAUUACCUUUAAACAUUAAUUAACAUUCUUAGUUAAUGUUUAAUCUUAAUUAUUGCUGCUUACCCUCUUUAUGACUGCUUUGUGUGGGUUUUAUUUUUUCUGUUUCGGUUAGGCGUUUUUGUCCCCUAAUGUUAAAGAGUUUAAUGAUAAAUGCUAAUUACCUUCUAGAUUC
Tarenaya hassleriana is the source of this 748-nucleotide messenger RNA. RefSeq names its product actin-depolymerizing factor 5. Gene Ontology annotation, biological process: actin filament bundle assembly; actin filament depolymerization. Gene Ontology annotation, molecular function: actin filament binding. Bases 130 to 561 code for a protein of 143 amino acids. Gene Ontology annotation, cellular component: cytoplasm; actin cytoskeleton. NCBI's taxonomy places the organism in Eukaryota, Viridiplantae, Streptophyta, Magnoliopsida, Brassicales, Cleomaceae. The transcript is spliced from 3 exons. The record is from RefSeq and is a predicted model, not a curated record.